UUUAGCCGUCACAGCUGGCGAGGAGUAAACCGAGCGGCAUGGAAUGGAUAUUCCGUCUUUAUAGUUAGCUUCGGAGUAAUCUAUACAUAUAUAUAUAUUAAUAUUAAACCGUCGAAGUGUUGAGUUAGUUACAUGUGAACUGGGUGUUUGUGUUGUGGACGAUGGGCUGGGGUGUGUGUAGCAGGGCCCUUGUGUGGUGCAUUUCUACAGCGCUGUUCAGUAGCCUGCUAUUAGUGGGCCACUGCAGUCGCAGCAGCGUCUCCCUGCCCGAGAGUUUACUCUUUGUUUCCACUCUGGAUGGAAACCUGCAUGCCGUCUGCAAACGCUCAGGUUCUAUUAAAUGGACACUUAAGGAAGAUCCUGUUCUUCAGGUCCCAACCCAUGUGGCUGAACCUGCGUUUCUGCCUGACCCCAAUGAUGGAAGCCUGUACUCACUAGGAGGAAAAAACAACGAGGGACUGACGAAACUGCCCUUCACCAUUCCUGAGCUGGUCCAGGCUUCCCCCUGUCGAAGUUCUGAUGGAAUCCUGUACAUGGGUAAGAAACAGGACGUGUGGUAUGUGGUAGAUCUGCUGACAGGAGAAAAGCAGCAAACUCUCACCUCCUCUUUUGCUGAGACAUUGUGCGCCUCAUCCUCUCUGCUUUACCUCGGUCGCACAGAGUACACUAUCACCAUGUAUGACACCAAGAGCCGAGAGCUGCGGUGGAAUGCCACUUACUCAGAUUAUGCAUCCACCCUUCCUGACGAUGACACCAAAUACAAGAUGGCUCACUUUGUUUCGAAUGGAGAUGGCCUGGUGGUGACUGUAGACACCGAGUCUGGCGCAGUGCAGUGGGUGCAGAACUACGACUCCCCCGUGGUGGCUAUGUACAUGUGGCAGCGUGAGGGCCUGCGCAAGGUACCACACACCAACGUAGCCGUGGAGACACUGCGCUACCUCACCUUCACCUCAGGCCAGAUGGGACGUAUCACACAGUGGAAGUAUCCUUUCCCUCGAGAGAGGAAGCUUGAGGACAAACUCAUGUCCACACUCUAUGUGGGAAGGUACUCAACAAGCCUCUACGCAUCGCCCUCUCUGGUGCAUGAUGGAGUUACUGUAGUGCCACGUGGUAGCACUUUUCCAAUGUUGGAGGGUCCCAGUAGCCAGGAGGGCAAUAUGGAGGAGGACCAAGAGUGUGUCAUCACUCCCAGCACCAGUGUUAAAUUCAAUGCUGCCCUGAAGGAGCGGAACCGUGUCAACUACAUGAGGGACUACCUCCUACUUAUAGGUCAUCAUGAGACUCCACCUGAGGCUCAUAAGAAGAUUCUGGAAAGAUUUCCGGACAGUUUUCCUCGUCAGCACAGCAAUGUUAUCCCUCCUGCUACAGAGCAAACUAUUGAGGAGAAGGUGAAUGAAAGCGGGAUGGAGGAUAGCAGCCCCUUGCCCCCUCCUAUCCGUUCUCUUCAGGAGAAACAUCCACGUCCAUCUCGCUCUGAAGCACCUGUGGACUCUAUGCUCAAAGACAUGGCCACCAUUAUCUUCAGCACUUUCCUCCUGGCGGGCUGGGUAGCCUUUAUCAUCACUUACCCCAAGAGCAUGCAGAAGCAACAGCAGCUGCAGCAUCAACAGUUCCAGAAGCAAAUGGAGGAGAAGUUGGAGCUCCUACAGAAACAGCAGCUGCUCUUCCAGCCACCGAGCGACCUGCUGCCUGACGGUGACUUCCUGGAGGUGGCACGUGGUCGUGCUGAGAGCUCCGGCCAAAGCAGCGCUAAUGCCACACCACGUGCUUCCAAUCAUUCCAACCUGUCUCACUCUGAACCAGGAGGUUCUGCAGCUGAGCAUGACGAUGGAGAGGAUGAGUCCAACAUUGUUCGUGUUGGAAACAUCACCUUUAAUCCCAGGAAUGUUCUGGGACAUGGUGCUGAGGGCACCAUUGUAUACAGGGGUCAUUUUGAUAACCGGCAGGUGGCGGUGAAGAGAAUUCUCCCAGAAUGCUUUAGCUUUGCUGACCGGGAGGUGCAGCUGCUGCGUGAGUCAGACGAGCACCCCAAUGUCAUCCGCUACUUCUGCACCGAGCGUGACCGCCAGUUCCAGUACAUUGCUAUCGAGCUGUGUAGCGCUACUUUACAGGAGUAUGUAGAGCAGAAAGAUUUUAAUCGCCAUGGGCUGGAACCAGUGACCUUGCUGCAGCAAACCAUGUCUGGCCUGGCACACCUGCAUUCGCUCAAUAUAGUUCAUAGAGAUCUGAAGCCACACAACAUCCUGGUAUCUAUGCCGAAUGCUCAUGGGCGAGUCCGGGCCAUGAUCUCAGACUUUGGCCUGUGUAAGAAGCUGGCUGCGGGCAGACACAGUUUCAGCAGGAGGUCUGGUGUACCUGGCACCGAGGGGUGGAUAGCCCCUGAAGUGCUUAGUGAAGAUGCCAAGCACAACCCAACAUGCACAGUGGACAUCUUUUCUGCCGGCUGUGUGUUUUACUACGUGGUGUCACAGGGCUGUCAUCCCUUUGGAAAGUCCCUGCAGCGACAAGCUAACAUUCUCCUGGGAGUCUAUUCACUGGACCACUUGCAGCCAGACAGGCAUGAAGACAUUGUGGCCAUGAACCUGAUCGAGCAGAUGCUGAGCGUGGAGCCUGAGAAGAGGCCGUCAGCAGAACGUGUGCUCAAGCAUCCCUUUUUCUGGAGCCUUGAAAAACAGCUGCAGUUCUUCCAGGACGUGAGUGACCGGAUAGAGAAGGAGCCACUAGAUGGACCAAUCGUGAGACAGCUGGAAAGAGGAGGACGGGCCGUGGUGAAAGGAGACUGGAGGGAACAUAUCACAGUGCCUUUACAAACAGAUCUCCGCAAAUUCCGCUCCUACAAAGGCGGCUCUGUCCGAGAUCUUCUGCGUGCCAUGAGAAACAAGAAGCACCAUUACCGUGAGUUACCUGAGGAGGUUCGGGAAACACUGGGCUCCGUUCCAGACGACUUUAUCACCUACUUCACGUCCCGCUUUCCCCAGCUUCUGCUCCACACGCACAUGGCAAUGCGGUUGUGUGCCCACGAGCGCCCAUUUCUGCCCUACUACCACAGCUCAGAGCUACCUUCACGGACCAUUAACACACAGCCUGAGCCCAAACCCCCAGAGCAAAGUCAAGCGGACUUGUCUUCAUUCACACAUUCAGAACAACUGCCAUUAGACACAAAUUUGUCCCCACCAUUAGAUUCCCCAGUGCUGCCUGAACACACUGAACAUGUGCAGCAGGAGCAAAAUGCCUUCUCCAUGCCAUCCAUAAAAGAAGAUACUGCACCAUAGAAGAAAGGGGUCAGUUCUGAAUGGACACAUCUCUCUGAAUUUGUACAGUCCAGGCCUGCAGUGCCUGAGCUGUGUUACUUACGUGAGGUGUCAUGCCAUCUCAAAGUGCCUUAUCUAUUUAAGACAAAAUGGCUCUUUUCGGAGCUGCCUAGUUCCAGGUGAAGCUUGGCUAGUCUGGAUUCGAUGCUGUUAUUUGGACCACGGUAUUAUAAUAAGGAGCUGAAGUUUUUUUAUUAUUAUUAUUAUUAUUAUAACUCUUUUGUAAAGGCAGAAAACUGUGAUGCUCGCACACGCAUGAGUUGAGGAUUAUUUCUAAUGAACUCUUAAAGUCAAGAGCUAUUCUACUGUGCGAUGUCAGUGAUACUCAGUCAGAGACCUUGCUGUUAAAUAUAUAUUUUUGUACAUAUCUUGAUUGGUGAUCAUCAGUCAGCGUGGCCAGUGUGCCUUUUAAUUCUCGCUGUUCUCUGUGUCUUGGCUGUGUGAAGUCAGGGGAGAUAACUGUUCCUGCCUGUUUCUAUGUUGCUGCUGACCUCAGUUGUAUCCAAAGGGAACUGGAAUAUUCAUCUUCUGAUAUGCAUUUCCGUUUUAUAAUCAUAGCUUAUCAGUUGUCAUUGCAAAUUUUGUUGUACAGUUUGUCAUCACAUUACAUAAUUGAUAUAAAAUCAAAUGUAUUUUUAAAAUUUUAUCUAUGGCUGUUAAAACAUUUUUAGACAGAAAUUUUAAUAGGUGAAAUUUUCAAAAACAAACUCCUUCUCUCCCCUGCCAUUGAAUGUAUGCACACUUGGGCCACU
Messenger RNA from Hemibagrus wyckioides, 4063 nucleotides. RefSeq names its product serine/threonine-protein kinase/endoribonuclease IRE1-like. Lineage: Eukaryota; Metazoa; Chordata; Actinopteri; Siluriformes; Bagridae. The transcript has 22 exons. Gene Ontology annotation, cellular component: IRE1-TRAF2-ASK1 complex. The record is from RefSeq and is a predicted model, not a curated record. Gene Ontology annotation, biological process: IRE1-mediated unfolded protein response; mRNA processing; intrinsic apoptotic signaling pathway in response to endoplasmic reticulum stress. Gene Ontology annotation, molecular function: protein serine/threonine kinase activity; ATP binding; RNA endonuclease activity. The coding region runs from base 162 to 3272 and encodes 1036 amino acids.